Striga asiatica is the source of this 375-nucleotide messenger RNA. Lineage: Eukaryota; Viridiplantae; Streptophyta; Magnoliopsida; Lamiales; Orobanchaceae. The record is from the annotation of a GenBank genome assembly.
AUGUCCACAUAUAAUUUCAGAAUCUACCGGCAACUCCACAGAGCGCCGCCGCAGUCCGACACCGUUCACCGCUCCGCACCGGCCGAUACUCGUGAACGCCAGUGCCAGUCGACGCCUUUCAAAGCCGACCAUGCCUCUCAAAUCCGCAGGAGAAGACGACCUCGUCCCGUCGGAGAAUACGAGUUGUCCCGCCGGAGAAGACGACCUCGUCCCGCCGGAGAAUACGAGCUGUCCCGCAGAAGAAGACGACCUCGUCCCGCGGAGAAGAAGAGCUUUCCCGCCGGAGAAGACGACCUCGUCCCGCCUGCCAACCUCCGUCGACCUCCGUCACCUUGGAUCCAGUCCUGUCACCAGAAAUCGGAUUGGAGGAGAUGA